This is a messenger RNA of Fopius arisanus, 1104 nucleotides long. RefSeq lists its product as uncharacterized. Gene Ontology annotation, molecular function: catalytic activity. Bases 1 to 1104 code for a protein of 367 amino acids. The transcript has a single exon. Lineage: Eukaryota; Metazoa; Arthropoda; Insecta; Hymenoptera; Braconidae. The record is from RefSeq and is a predicted model, not a curated record.
AUGGGCUGCCACUCAUUGUGGGCCCGCGACGCAAACACGCAGAACGUGGUUUGGGGCAGUGAAAACAACAACGCCAGAGGCACAUCCCUCUUGGAAUACUUGGCAGACGUCGACCUGGAGAUCCUAAACAGGGGAUCCAGUCCCACGUUCAUCACUUCUCGCUGCCAAUGUGUCAUCGAUAUCACGCUGUGUGACAGGAGGCUAGCGCAACGGUACGUUGACUGGUGGGUGGACCGGGAGGACACACUAUCCGAUCACAGACGCAUCAAAUUCAACAUUGAAGGCAGAGCCGGGAAGUUGCAGGGUCCCGCACGCAGGGACCCCAGGACUACCGACUGGACCUCUUUUAAAGAGGAGCUGGAGGCAAGGUUGAGGGAACGGCGGUUGAGGCCCAGCAACGUGCGCAGAUUAGAGGAUGAAGUGGACACAAUCCACGAAGCCCUGAUUGGCGCCUUCCACAAGGCAUGCCCGAUAAAAGCGAGCAGGCAGGGGAAAAACGUGGCAUGGUGGAGCCGUGAACUGGAUAGACUCAGAGUGCUGUCCAGGAGACUCUGCAACUACGCCUACAGAACAAAGAGCCAUGAGGACUGGACUCAGUACAGAAAUUCGCAGGAAGAGUACAAAAGACUCAUCAAAAAAUCGAAGGAAACCGCCUGGAAGGACUUCUGUGAUGACUUGGAGGCCCUACCACAGAGAGCCAGGCUUCGCAGGGUCUUUUCGGGGGAACCAACGCAAGGGCUGGGGGAGAUCAUACUCCCUAACGGGGAGAUCAUCACACAGCCCAACGACAUCCUGGAACAUCUGAUCCAAGUGCACUUCCCGGACUCUAAUUUACAAAGGAGGGACUCGCGCACGGGGACGGUUCUGGAGCAAACAGAGAGGGGUGGCCCAUACUGGCGCCUAGCCUCGGAAAUAAUUACGAUGGCGGGCCUGAGGUGGGCUGUGGACUCCUUCGACAUGUAUAAGAGCCUGGGCCCCGACGGGUUGGGGGGGUCCGCAGCACCUGCACAGGCUGCUGCCAAUAUGAAGAGCAAGCCUUGCUCUUGGGCAUGUGCCCUACAAAUGGCGGGAGGUCAGGGUUGUCUUCAUCCCCCAACCGGGUAG